This is a messenger RNA of Schistocerca americana (American grasshopper), 882 nucleotides long. RefSeq lists its product as uncharacterized. The record is from RefSeq and is a predicted model, not a curated record. The transcript has 5 exons. NCBI's taxonomy places the organism in Eukaryota, Metazoa, Arthropoda, Insecta, Orthoptera, Acrididae. Bases 82 to 738 code for a protein of 218 amino acids.
AGAAAUGGAGAAAGGACGAGUUGCCAUAUUCAUCACAUAAAGCCGCGCGGGAUUAGCCGAGCGGUCUGAGGCGCAGCAUUCAUGGACUGUGCGGCUGGUCCCGGCGGAGGUUCGAGUCCUCCCUCAGGCAUGGAUGACAUAAUCCGUACCAGCAGAUUGUGCCAUCCUAAACCGCAUGGCAGCAGAAAAUGUACACAAGAUGAGAGAGGCCGCAGUAGGAGCCGCAGCCGCAGUCAUAGUCACAGUCGCAACACAUAUAGAGGCCAGCAGUGGCGUCUAGAACGAGGUCGACAGCAGCAUUUAACUGAUGAUCUGCCCCCACGAUCAAGAAGCAGGAGCCAGGCCUCAUACAGAAGUAACAGUCCAGUUCCAUCGCUGCUUUCUGCACCAUUUGUUCCACCCCGGGGCAGAAGUCUACCGCGUCAAAAUUAUUCAUUUUGCAGUCAGAAACCAACUUUUGUGCAGCGUAUGGGGUGGCGAAAUGGAUUGGGAGUCAACAUACGAAAACACAGUCUGGGUUUUUCUGCUUCCAGUACAUCAGUCCUUCGGCCAACAACAUCUUUACAGCUGUUGCAGCUAGCAAAGAAGAGAGUGCAAAUUGCAAAAAAUAUACUAAAUGCUAGACACCAGUCAUACCUCAAACAGCUGCAACAGUACAGACGUGAAGUGUUAGAAGAUUCCUUUCAGAUGCCACCCUACAGAGUGGAGAAUAUGCAAGAGUUUCCAGCCUUAUUCUAAUUGUGCUGCUGUGAUAUUCUGUUCAGUUUUGAAAGUAAACUGUGAUGUGGGAAAAUCCAAAUUCCAUAGUGACUGGCUUGAAAGACUGUUUGAAAAGUGAAGUGCCGCAUGGGGGGGAAAGUUAGCGAAAGUGAGAUAUUUUGC